Engraulis encrasicolus (European anchovy) is the source of this 1474-nucleotide messenger RNA. RefSeq lists its product as uncharacterized. Gene Ontology annotation, biological process: DNA integration. The transcript is spliced from 11 exons. Gene Ontology annotation, molecular function: nucleic acid binding. The coding region runs from base 1 to 1305 and encodes 434 amino acids. NCBI's taxonomy places the organism in Eukaryota, Metazoa, Chordata, Actinopteri, Clupeiformes, Engraulidae. The record is from RefSeq and is a predicted model, not a curated record.
AUGGAAGGGAGUGCGACUACCGGCGCGGAGACAUCUGGAUACCAGUUUUAUGAAAACGUAAAAACAUUUUUACAGACGGGGCGAAUGUUGCCCCUCUGGGGGAAGCAGGAGAGGUGGAAGGUCCGCCGCUCAUCCAAGCGGUUCAUAGUGAAAGAUCGUCGCUUAUUUUACAUCGGGCCGAGGCGGCAGUACAUGCGGCUGGUAAUAACCAGCGACGCGGAGAAAGACGCUGUGUUAAACGAGUGUCACAACCUGCCUGGGUCUGGCAACCACCGCAAGUUCAGGGGUACGCGAAACAAGGCCAUUUCUGGGUAUUUCUGGGAUGGCCAGGCGAAGGACAUUGAGAACUGGUUAAAUGAGAAAAUAUUUGAAAUGCUUCGCAUAAAACAUUCAGUCUCCAGUGCCUAUCAUCCCCAGACUAAUGGCCAGGAUGAACGCACGAACCAGAACAUCAAGCGUGCCCUCCGCAAAUAUGUAAAUGAUGCCCAUGAUGACUGGGACCUCCAUCUCGAUGCAGUCAUCUAUGGCAUAAACACCACUCUGCAGGCAUCCACGAGGCAUACACCAUUCUUUUUAAUGUAUCACCGCCACCCAUUGCUGCCUGAGGUCCUGAACGCCUGUCCCCUGGCAGAAUUUGAGAUGGGCAAGCCUGACGACGAAGUGGACGAUGUGGUCAACAAAAUGAAGGCAGUUAAUGAGAAGGUUUUGCAGAACAUCGAAAGGGCGCAACAACGCCAGAUGAAGGGCUUUGCCACCCGCAAAGGCAAAAAAUUGCCAGUCCGCCCUAUUGGUGUUGGGGAUGAGGUGCUGGUGGUGAAUAACCCACUUAACAAGUCCCUUAAAGAAGGACUGUCCGCCCGCCACAGAGGGCCAUAUACGGUUGUGGGCCUGACCGCAAAAGGUGUUGCCACACUGAAAUAUGUCCUGGACACCAGCCGCCCAGGCAAUGAACUCCUCACCAAAGAGGGAGAUGUCUGCCUUCUCCGUGAGGAUUUCCUAAGCCUGGGUCUCAACAGGUGCAUGGACUCAACCGUAAAAGAUGUCCAUAUUGUGGACAUGUUUGCUGUCCCUACCUGGAAAAUGGAUGUGGACCCCCUGUCCAAUCUGCCGGUGAGUGUCUUUGCAGAAGUAUGUGUAUGUUUUUGUAUGGGUUUCCCACAACAAACCGGCGGAGUGAACUGUGGAAUCUUCAUGCUAAUGUAUGCGCUCAGCUUUUGCACUAGCACUCCGUUCAACUUCUCAGAGGUAAAUUAUUUUGUUCUGCUCAUCAUGUUGUUCCAUAUUUUACUAAAUUGUGCUGGUUAAUGAAACAUUACUAGGCAUGUUAGUAAUAAUUGUGAUCCAACAUGAUACUCUAGCCACCACUGAGGUGCAUUUGGAGGUUUUUUUGUCAGAAAACCUGACGGUGGUGACAUCUGAUGGAGUUCACCAAAAAACACAUGUUUUACAUGUUUUUGACAUGUUUUAAGAAUAU